This is a messenger RNA of Symbiodinium sp. CCMP2592, 804 nucleotides long. The record is from the annotation of a GenBank genome assembly. NCBI's taxonomy places the organism in Eukaryota, Dinophyceae, Suessiales, Symbiodiniaceae.
AUGGCAAUGUUUGCCCAGCUGUGGGAGUACUGGCACGCUCGACAGUACGAGGAGGCAGCCAGCGAGGUUUGCCGACUGGUCGGAGUGGAAGAGGAAGCUUUUUCAUCACAGAGGCAGCUGCUAACUGCUGCCGGAGCUGUACAUGCUUCCGAGUGCCCAGCUUGGUCCGAGGAGGAUCGAUCCGUAGCAUUGCUUGGGCGUAACUGCUGCAACCGAUUGGCUGAGAGAUCCUUGCGCAACAGCAACUGGCCCGAAGCAGCUCGAUGGUGUGCUCUCGCCUGGCGACUUGAGGGUGGUCAGAGCUGCGCAAGUCUUUGGCUGGAAGAUGGCAGCUGGGCAGCUGCUCGCUACCAGCGCUUAUUCCAUGCGGCAGAAGUCUUUCGCCUGGCAUGCAAAGGACGAGGCCAGAAGGCCUCGAAGAAAGCGGCGAAAGCAGAGGAAGGAGGAUUCGAUGGAUCGGAGUAUCUGCAGGCUUCCAGAAGAUGCCUGGAAACUUGCGAGGCAAUACUCCAGAGGUGGCCGACCUGCACCGCAAACCCUGAAGGUAUUUAUACCUGCCUGGCAGAAAUCUGUUGGCAGCUGAAGGACAUCGCUGCCGUUAGAUGGAGCUGCCGACAAGCGUCUGGUGGCGAGUGCUUCUAUGCUGAGUGUGAUGCCGAUCGUCCUCCUAGGACCGGAUGGCGAAACUACUCCGAUGCUGAGGUGGAAUUGGUGUUGGAGGGAGGGUGGGUUGACGGCGAGGCGAAGAAGGACUCGCGCUCUGAUCGGUCGCGGAGCCCACGCCGCGAGAAAUGCCCUUGGUGA